AUGUUUGCCAUCAUUUUAAAUGUGAUCCUUUGGGUCCCCCACAUCCAUGCGGUGUGGGCCUGCGUGCGGUCCUGCCCUGCCAACUGCGUGUGCACCCAGGAGCGGAGCUGCUCCGUCCUCUGCGAUCGUGCCGGUCUGGGGCAGAUCCCUAGCAAGUUCCCUUGCGAAGCCUCCUCUAUCAACCUGGACAAAAACAGCAUCAAGUUCCUCUCCGAGAGGGCCUUCGGGACCUUGCCUUCCCUCAAAUCCCUGUCGCUCAACCACAACAAUAUCUCCUUCAUCACCCCGGGGGCUUUCAAGGGGCUGCCCAGCUUGACUGAGCUGAAGAUGGCCCACAACGAGUACAUUCGCUAUCUUCACACGCGGACUUUCACUGCCCUCAGACGGCUGGUCAAGCUGGACCUGGCGGACUGCAAUCUUUUCAACAUCCCGGACAGGAUCUUCAUCGAGCUGCCUGCUCUGCAGGAGCUCUUCUGCUUCCAGAACAACUUCCGGAGGAUCCCAGGUGCCAUCAGGGGCAUGGAGAACCUGACCCACGUUUACCUGGAGAGAAACAGGAUCGAAGCGGUAGCCUAUAACUCCCUGCAGGGCCUGACCAAGCUGAAAUACCUGAAUCUGCAGGACAACAGGAUAAAUGUUGUUCACGAGCGAGCUUUUCAGGGCUGUCAGAGGAUGGAGUACCUGUACCUGAAUGACAAUUUGAUCAGCGAGCUUCCAGACAACUCCUUCGAUGGCCUGAGGAGCCUGAAGAUGCUCACUGGGGGGAAUUUUCUCAGGAAUGUUUCCAACACCUGGUUCAGAGACCUGGGGGAGCUGGAGGUCCUCUACCUGGACCGCAACAGGAUCCACUACAUUGAGGAAGGGGCUUUUGAAAACCUCACCAGCCUGGUCGCGUUGCACUUGAACAGCAACAACCUGACGACUCUGCCCUUUUCUGUCUUCCAGCCAGUGUACUUCCUUGGGCGGCUGUACCUCUUCCGCAACCCCUGGGAGUGCGACUGCCGCAUCGAGUGGCUGAAGGAGUGGAUGGAGAACUACAGGCUCGUCAGGGAUAUUCCCUGUGCCUCCCCCUCCUCAGUAGCCGGAAUUGACCUGAUGGACGUGCUCUACGAGAGAUCGCCAGAAGGUUACUGUCUUGACCCGGUGGAGCUAAACAUCACGUCCGAAGGCCCAACCCCAAGUGAAGAGCCUUGGUCUACCACGGAAAGCAAGUUCAACAGCCUUAUCUCCAAACUCCUGCUCCAGAUGGGCCUUCCCGAAGAGGUGGCAAACACUACCGAAGUCUAUGGUAACACCACGCAGCUGGAUGGACUGACUGAUGGGGUUUCUUCUGGGGUGGGGGAAGACAGUAUCAAGGCCGUCUCCUUCUCUUUUUACCUCCCAGCACUUUUUACAGUGAUUGUUUUGCAGUGCAAAUAGUCGAAGGGCUGCAUGGAGCAUGGGUCCUGCUUAAGCAUUUAGUCCCUGUACCUACCUAGUCAUUAGGGAAAAGUUUGUAUCGCGGGCUUCCGACACAUAGCUGGCUCCAAAAUCUCCCGGGUUGGGUUGGUUGGAUCUGGCUUCAGAUUCCCCUGCGAGCUGGUGGGAUCUGGUUCAAGGCUGGGUCCCACUCCGGGUGAGAAACCUGCCCUGUGGGGUCUCAGAGCCUCCUGGACACUCACAGAGCUGUGUGGAAGAUGAGCAAUGAAAGAACACCAGUAAGGUGGUUUUGCUUAGAGACGUGCGAUGUCCCCUGCUGGGAGCAGAGGGAAGAGAGGUCUGUACGGAUGGCGGUGCGGUGCUGUUUGUUCCGUUGGGCCAACGCCAGCUGACCCAACCAUCGACUUUAUGCGAGCAAGACGAGGCAGCAAAACUGGACCCCCUCUUCACACCCUGACAGACACCCACACCCAUGGCGGGUGCUGCUGAAGGCUGGCACACUAUUCCUCAUUUCCACCAGCGUGUGCGGGGGGGAGCAGGGCUGCCCUGGGCAGCGUCCAGGGAUGCAGGACUAGCCCUUGUGAACAGGAGAACAGCAUCUGGGGAGGGCGACUGCCCCAGGCGGGUCUAGGACGGGCACAGUGUUUUGGCCAUGACUACAGACAGGAUUUUGAUCCUUUCUCCCCCUACUAUUCUGGCACAGGUGCAGGAGAACCAGACGGACCCAUGUUUGUCAAAACAUUCUUCUCUGAGGAAAAGCUAUUUCAAUGUAACAGCUUACUUAUUAACAUCUGUUUCAAAUGUGGUUUUAUUUUUCAAUGAAUAUAUCGUUUCAAGGAAUAUAUUGUUUUUAUUUGUAGAUUAUUUCAUGGCAUGACAGCAGGGGCAGAACAUGGUGAUGACAAAUGCAACCAGGCCCUACUAAAUAUUUUGUAUUUCCACCACUAAUGUAUACCACAUAGCAUGUCAUAUUAUGCUGUACUAACCAACUAUGGCGUCAUUUUCUUUUAUAUGGCAUCUUACAUGUUUUAUCUUUGAAAUCUUCAGUGACAGCCGCUACUGUGAUCAGAAAGAAUUAUCAUGUAUUCUCUAUCAGAGCACAUUAAUAAAAUAAUUUGAUAUUUUGCUCUCAAAAAUAAAUU
Messenger RNA from Gymnogyps californianus (California condor), 2561 nucleotides. It is a transcript of the gene NYX, whose product is annotated as nyctalopin. The record is from RefSeq and is a predicted model, not a curated record. Gene Ontology annotation, cellular component: extracellular matrix. Gene Ontology annotation, molecular function: protein binding. NCBI's taxonomy places the organism in Eukaryota, Metazoa, Chordata, Aves, Accipitriformes, Cathartidae.